GUGCUUAUGCGCAUGUAGUUGUAACUAUAGUUGUGCUUUAAAGUAUGGCACUACAUCACAUUAUUUAAUUUGCAUUACGUCAUGCUCAUCAUUUGUCAGUAGUAAGAAGCAAUAAAUUGUCCAGUACACUUUAGAUUGCAUGUUGCGACAGUGGCACUUGCGCAUCGCUCACGUCUAACCUUAAAAACUCGACCAAAACAUCAAAAACAACGGUGUUGGACGCAUCAAAUUAGUUAUGGCAUUAGUUAUCUGUGUGACGACGAGCUGAUGUACACAAACCACCCACGAUACCAACGAAAUAUGUUUCUACGUGCGUAACUGAGUGCGUUAAUCCCGGAACGCAUCAAAAUUUCGUCUAAUAAUAGCCGUCGACUGCAGAUAUUCAACUUGCAGUAACGUCGACUCAAUGUAUUCGUAACAGGGAAAAAGUAAGAAAAUUUUAAAAAGGUGCGAAUACUUAUAUCUUGAAGACAAAUACAAAGAUGAAUUCCAAAGCUGCACUUGCAAUCGCCUUAGUUUAUAUCGGAUGUGGAUUAAACAAUGUUUUUCUGGAGUAUUUAGUGAGGGAAGAUCCAGGCUGUGGAAAUUUAAUAACAUUCUGCCAGUUUCUUUUUAUUGCCGUAUAUGGAUUUGUCACAACGCAUAGAUUCGGCACAGUUAAGCCGAAAAUCCACAUGACUGCAUACUUCCAACUCGUUUGUUUCUUCUUUAUCACCAGCAUAUUUAACAACUGGGCAUUCAGCUUUAAUAUCCCUGUGCCUCUACACAUGAUAUUCCGAGCUGGAUCUCUCAUCGCGAAUAUGAUAAUGGGAAUCUGGAUCCUCAAGAAAAAGUAUGCUUUCUCCAAGUUUGUCUCUGUAGGAAUGAUAACAGCUGGAAUUAUUAUCUGUACAUUCAUUUCUGGAAAUCAAAAAGUAGCCUGUACGAAUUGUGAUGGAGACAAGCCAUUAUCAGACAAAAACGAUGACAAUGCAGCUGAUAACGUUGAUUUUCUUUGGUGGUUGGUUGGAAUUGUUAUUCUCACCACAGCAUUGUUAUUAUCGGCACGCAUGGGCAUCUUCCAAGAAACUUUGUACAAAGAACAUGGAAAACAUCCUGACGAAGCGUUAUACUACACUCAUUUACUCUCAUUACCUCUGUUUGUAAUUUACGGCUCGAGUAUUAUUGAACAUUAUGAUGUCAUGAUGAACAGUGAAUCGACGAGUCUGCCAUUUGGAAACGUAGCUCUGCCAUUAUUAGUCCUCUACAUGAUUGGCAACGUUUUUACACAAUAUUUGUGUAUCUCUUCAGUUUAUGUCUUGACAACUGAAUGUACAUCACUUACAGUCACUUUAGUAGUAACCCUGCGGAAGUUCCUUUCGUUGAUCUUCUCAAUUGUUUACUUUAAAAACCCGUUUACGCUGGGACAUUGGUUUGGAACAGGUUUAGUGUUUGUGGGGACAAUGAUAUUUACAGAACUUGUUAAGUUUCCAUCCAAUACAGUCGCACAGAAAGAUAAAGUAAAAAAGAACUAGUAGUGUUAUUAAAAGUGAUUUUUUAUAAAAUAUUAUGUACGUAUGAGUUAUGACUUGUUAUGAUUGAUGAGAUUAUUGGAAUGUGAUUGUCGGGGCAUUUAUUAAUACUGAAAGAAUAGAUUUAGUGUUAGUUGAUCAGAAUUUAAUUUAAUAUCUUGUUGAAACUUUCAAGUAACUUGUUAUGCUCAUAUAAUAGCCGGAUUUUAACUGUACAUAACGUAAAUCCAUUGAUAACGUAACAUAAUUAGUAGUUUUUAUCUUGCCGACGCCAUUUUCACACAAACUAUGACUUUUGUGUCCCUAGUUUGAUAGAAAACUAGUCAUGUGAGUUUAAACAAUGUUAAUAAAUAUUCCUGGUCGCAUA
Dalotia coriaria is the source of this 1878-nucleotide messenger RNA. Its product is annotated as nucleotide sugar transporter SLC35B4-like. Bases 483 to 1514 code for a protein of 343 amino acids. The transcript has 5 exons. Gene Ontology annotation, biological process: transmembrane transport. Lineage: Eukaryota; Metazoa; Arthropoda; Insecta; Coleoptera; Staphylinidae. The record is from RefSeq and is a predicted model, not a curated record. Gene Ontology annotation, cellular component: Golgi membrane; endoplasmic reticulum membrane. Gene Ontology annotation, molecular function: UDP-xylose transmembrane transporter activity; UDP-N-acetylglucosamine transmembrane transporter activity.